Messenger RNA from Stylonychia lemnae, 546 nucleotides. The record is from the annotation of a GenBank genome assembly. Lineage: Eukaryota; Ciliophora; Spirotrichea; Sporadotrichida; Oxytrichidae.
AUGCACAAGCAAGAGACAUCAGAAUAAAAAGAUAAUUUUACAAAUUAAGUUAAAACAUUUUUCUCAAAAAGGCUAGGCAAAAAUAUCCUAAGAAAGAAGAAAACAAAGCGAGAGUCACUUAGAGACUUCUAAAGCUACUCUAACUCUACAGGAGAGUAAUUGUCCCCUGACAAAUUUGAUUAAUCGAAUUCCUAGAUUUACCUUAAGUCUGAGAAUUCAAUGUCUCAUUCAGACUAUCUACCCUAAAAUCUUGAUUAGAAAAACCAAUAUCCAAGAUAGAGUGUAACGCCAUUGUAAAAUUUGCUAUAGUUAAAUGAACCAAUUCAGUAAAAUAACUUCUCUCCAAACGAUAAAAAGAUUAAUCUGAUUGAGAUUAAGCAAAAAGAGGUUUAAAGUUAUGGUAAUUCUCAAAUUGAGACCAGAAAGAAUAAUAUCGAACUAAUUCCUAAUCUCGAUUUGAUUAAUGAAGUAGAUUAUGAUUAAAAUCAAAGGGAAUCUACAGGUGGGGAUAUGCUUAUACCUAUAAAACGAAGGAAGAUUAUGUGA